CUCUCUCCAAACCAGUGCACAAACGGGUGUUUCAGACUCUGACAGCGACAACUACAUUAAUAGCUUGAAACUGGAGAUCUACAGAGGUACCAUCAAAAACAGGAUCGUUAGACCUCAUCUCCACAAAUGUGGAUACGAACAGAUAGCCAUGCACUAUAUCUACACAGGGACAGUACAGAAAAAAGUUGCGGACCUAUGGCAGACAUAUAAAAGAAGGAUCACCCAUGAUACAACGUAG
Messenger RNA from Pelobates cultripes (western spadefoot toad), 238 nucleotides. The record is from the annotation of a GenBank genome assembly. Lineage: Eukaryota; Metazoa; Chordata; Amphibia; Anura; Pelobatidae.